AUGCGAGCGACUUUUAAGUCAACCGCCUUUCUGCAAGUCUACGGUGGUGGUACGACUCCCUGCAGUAAUCGUCACAGGCUGAGGCGACAGACUUGGACUUUGGGCCGACGGCGAUCUGGCUACAAGUGCGCCUCCGUUGCAGCGCUCUCGCUCACACAGCGGACUGAGUACUCUCGGAGAGAACUUCUUCGAGCUUUUUCAUUGUUGCCGGCAACCGCUGUCUUUGCCUAUACGGCAGCGAUGACCGUGCAGCAGGCAGCUGCAGCUGUCGCGCCGUCGACGACUGGUGCACCGGCAACCGCACCCAAGACGGGUGCUGAGAUACCAGUCGCACCGUUGCCGUAUCCAUAUAAUGCCCUUGAGCCGGUCAUUGACGCCAAGACGAUGCGUCUGCACCAUGAUAAGCAUUUUGCGGGAUACGUGAGCAAGACGAAUGCGGCGCUCAACGAGGAGCAGCGGAGGACGUUUCCGGCGAUCCUGAGCCGGCUCUCGACGAUAUCGGAUCGGGCGUUGCGCGAGACUGUGCGGAACCAGGGUGGCGGCGCCAUAAACCACCGUAUUUUCUUUCAGACCAUGCGCGCACCGGUAGCGGAUGCCCAGAAGAAUGUUCCGGACGGUGCCCUUGGUGAUGCUAUAGCGCGGCAGUUUGGAUCGUUUGAAGCUUUCCAGAAGGAAUUCAGCCGGGCCGCGAAAUCGUUGUUUGGUUCCGGUUGGAUUUGGCUGUUCGAGCUUGGCAACUCAACGCGCCGAGAGUUGCGGAUUGGGACCUUUGCGAACCAGGACUCGCCGCUCAUGCAGGGCAAUUUGCCGCUGCUCGGUCUCGAUGUCUGGGAGCACGCCUACUAUUUACGCUACGGACCCGAUCGAGGUGCUUACGUCGAUGCCUGGUGGCGAGUCGUGAACUGGCCUGCUGUGGCCAGAAUCUUCGAGUCCCGUCAGCUGCCGUAG
Molecule: messenger RNA, 948 nt
Organism: Cyanidioschyzon merolae strain 10D
Lineage: Eukaryota; Rhodophyta; Bangiophyceae; Cyanidiales; Cyanidiaceae
Product: Mn superoxide dismutase:
Exons: 1
Coding region: 1-948 (315 amino acids)
Biological process (GO): superoxide metabolic process
Molecular function (GO): superoxide dismutase activity; metal ion binding
Source: RefSeq, a predicted model, not a curated record